AAGGGAAAAGAAGAAAUUAAAGGAAAAUAAAAUAAAAAUAAAAGGAAGAACUAAGAAGCUGCAGCGAUGUGAAGUUUCUCGUUCUAUCUUUCAUUCCAGCACUGAACACCUACAAAAGUACCGGAAUUACACACACACACACACACACACACUACGCAUCGACGCAUUCAUUCCAAUGAUUGCUCCAACAGUAGGGAAAACCCUACUGAUCACGACGUUCAUAUUCUUCUCUGUAUUUCUAGCCCUAAUUCUAUUCUCGCCUUCUGUUCCCUUUUCUCAAACUCCGCUCAGUUCUGCUGUGUCAGAAAGAGCAGAAAUAUGGAGUCUGCGGAGAAUUUUUGAAUGGCGGCCUUGCAAUUGGUGGAUUCAAGGGCGUCCUGCUGCUCUGCCAGAAAAGAGUAAUGGGUACAUUCGAGUUGAUUGCUAUGGUGGACUCAAUCAGAUGAGGAGGGAUUUCUGUGAUGGUGUUGGUAUUGCUCGCUUGCUGAAUGCCACCCUUGUUCUACCCAAAUUUGAAGCAGCUGCAUAUUGGAACGAGUCUAGUGGAUUUGAAGACGUAUUUGAUGUGGACUACUUCAUCCAACAAAUGAAUGGUUUCGUUCAGGUUGUGAAAGAGUUGCCUGCCGAGCUUGCAUCAAAAGAUCCUGUUAGAGUGGAUUGUAGCAAACGUAAAGGCUUAUUUGAUUAUGUGGAAAAUGUACUUCCAUUGCUCUUGGAGCACCACUAUAUUUCAUUCACACCAGCAAUGAGUCAGAGGAGGGAUAGGUACCCACCGUACGCAAAAGCUGCUCUUUGUCAAGCUUGCUAUAAUGCUUUGCGCUUAACCGAAAAAUUGGAGAAGAAAGGCUCUGAGCUUCUACAAGCUAUACCAAAACCCUUCCUUUCACUUCACCUACGGUUUGAACCUGACAUGGUGGCUUAUAGCCAAUGCGAGUACUCUGGUCUUUCUGCUGCUUCCAUCCAAGCAAUAGAGGCUGCACGAGGAGAUAGGAAACCCUGGACUGGAGAACAAGCCCGUUUAUGGAGAAAUCGGGGGAAGUGCCCCCUUACUCCCAACGAAACUGCAAUAAUCCUUCAAGCUCUAUCUAUACCUACAAACACAAAUAUAUAUUUGGCAGCUGGGGACGGUCUGAUGGAACUUGAGGGCUUAACUUCAGUGUAUGCUAAUGUCUUCACCAAAUCAACCCUUUUGAGUACUGAGGACUUCAAAACCAUGCAUGGGAACACAAAAGCUGCACUGGAUUAUUACGUAUCAAUUAACAGUGAUUCUUAUAUGGCAACAUACUUUGGAAAUAUGGAUAAAAUGGUUGCAGCAAUGCGGGCUUUCAAGGGUUUAUAUAAAACCCUCUUCUUAAGUAGGAGGGGUUUUGCAGUUUUAACAUCACAGGGGCUAAAUGGGAGCUCGUUGAUGGAAGCCCUGUGGAAGAUUCACAAAGACGAUUUUGUAAUGGGUGUGGGAUCUGCUCUGCCUGAUUGUUUCUGUGAAUUCAAACUAUGAGGUUGAGAUCUCGGUCUGUUUUUGCAGAUAAUUCAAGCAUUCUUUUAUACACAUACCUUAAGCAGAGUCAUGAUCAGCAUAUUAAUUAGAAACUGGGGUCCUCAUUCUCCCGAAAAUUGAAGCAUUCUUUAUCAGUGCAACUCUAAGGACAGUGUUGAUUGACAUUUCACGUUUUAGAAAAUUUUGUACUGUAUGUUUCUGUUGUAUGUCCCCUGUGUAACUGAUCUAAGGGUUGUUAAAGAAUUCUAAGUCAAAUGUUAUAAUUUCCCUGCAAGAUCUUUAGUUUUGAUUCCUUCA
Sesamum indicum (sesame) is the source of this 1795-nucleotide messenger RNA. RefSeq names its product O-fucosyltransferase family protein. Gene Ontology annotation, cellular component: cytoplasm. Lineage: Eukaryota; Viridiplantae; Streptophyta; Magnoliopsida; Lamiales; Pedaliaceae. The record is from RefSeq and is a predicted model, not a curated record.